GGAAUCCCGGCCCCAGAGAAAUCCAGUUUGCAGCCAACCUCCUAGAACCCAAAUGCGUGGUCCGGUAAGCACCCAGGCUGUCCUGUUCAGCCUGGCCUUUGCGGUCACAAUUGCGGCCAAGGACGACCCGGACUAUAAUCCGGCUCUCAAUUUUCGCCCUGACAAUGUCACCCUGAGCAACCUGUACUACUGGGUCGGAUCGUACUACAAUGGCACAACAGACGUGGAAUUGUUGCCCUACGCCGGGCUGGCCUCCACGUACAGGUCCCUGUGCCCCAAUCUCGCCAACACGACGAUUACCAAACAAUAUGAGACCGUGCUAGCCCUCACUGAGCCCAGUACAUAUAACACUGGCUACGACCCCGUCAAUGCCUUUCUCACGUUGUGGCCUCCCGGCUUCAAUUUCUCCUCAUUGCCUUAUCCAACCUCCUCAGACGAGACGCUCGAGCUUGACUCAUCAUUAGAAUUCGCCUUAUUUUCCUCCGAUCCUACCUACUGGGUAGAAGGCAGUGUAGAAAACAACUUCAAUUGGACGCUGAACGCCACCCAGAGCCCACCGUAUAGUCUCUCCAGUACCCUCACCGAGUACGACGGGCAGGGGGGCUUUUCUUCCAAUGUGACCAGCUGCAACGGAACGGACACCGUGGAAUGGACCUUUUACCCUCUUCCCUGGAACCUGAAUGGAACUGGGUAUAACCUGCCUGAUCCAGUUAUUGAUCUCGAAUUCGAUGUGAAAACUGCCAAUCUCUCUUUAGAGGGCUAUUUCAUCGGCUACGAGGUAGUCAAGGAAGGCUCCAAAACUGGCAGCAGUAUGGUUCUCGCCGUAGGCAAGCUGAAACUUACCUUCUUGGGCGUGUUGGAUGCAUACCACUCGGAUGUUCUGGUCAAUACGACCGAUACCCCGACUUGGCUGCGCACGGUGGGAUUUCAGAAUAACUCCCUGAACGUCGGGUAUACCAGCGUGGCAAGUGGUUCAUCGGUGCUGGGAGCUCUGGCAAUUGGCGCUUGGAUAUUCCUGAUGUCUGCAGCGUUUUCAUUUUGCGCUUGAACAUGCCCGUUCUCAAUCCUCUACGCAAGGCACCUUGGCUGGGAUACAUGUCGACUGACGAUGGCUGUAUACUUUCUUUUCUGUAGGCACCUUCACACUCUGCCCGUGGUUGGUUUGUGACGGCGGGUGAGCACAAAAGGUAGCCAUUGCAUGAAUUGCAUCUGUCACAUGCCCAAUGAUCACUGUAGUGGCUCUAUCAGUCAGCUGUAUAUGCUGUACGGAAAUGGGCAGACAUGUUGAUUUACG
This is a messenger RNA of Aspergillus ibericus CBS 121593, 1294 nucleotides long. RefSeq lists its product as uncharacterized. The transcript is spliced from 3 exons. The record is from RefSeq and is a predicted model, not a curated record. The coding region runs from base 53 to 1048 and encodes 331 amino acids. Lineage: Eukaryota; Fungi; Ascomycota; Eurotiomycetes; Eurotiales; Aspergillaceae.